Brassica oleracea var. oleracea is the source of this 604-nucleotide messenger RNA. RefSeq names its product autophagy-related protein 8e-like. The record is from RefSeq and is a predicted model, not a curated record. Gene Ontology annotation, biological process: cellular response to nitrogen starvation. The coding region runs from base 107 to 475 and encodes 122 amino acids. NCBI's taxonomy places the organism in Eukaryota, Viridiplantae, Streptophyta, Magnoliopsida, Brassicales, Brassicaceae. The transcript has 5 exons.
UCAUAGAAGUAAGAAGAAACAGGUUGCGUUUCUGACUUUCUCCGCAAGAAUCAAACAUCUUCUUCUUCUCAUUCCAUCAAUCCUCUCUCUAUUAUCAGAAGUAAAGAUGAAUAAAGGCAGCAGCUUUAAGCUGGACAACGAUUUCGAAAAGAGGAAAGCUGAAGCUGGAAGGAUCUUAGAGAAGUACCCUGACAGAAUCCCGGUGAUUGUGGAAAAGGCUGAGAAAAGUGAUAUCCCAGACAUUGACAAGAAGAAAUACCUUGUGCCAUCAGACCUAACAGUUGGACAAUUUGUGUAUGUGAUUCGGAAGAGAAUCAAACUAAGUGCCGAGAAAGCAAUCUUCAUAUUCGUAGACAAUGUCCUUCCUCCCACAGGAGAGAUUAUGUCAAGCGUCUACGAGGAGAAGAAAGACCAAGAUGGCUUCCUCUACAUCACUUACAGUGGCGAGAACACAUUUGGUGCUUCCUCAAUCUAAACCUCAGUGUGAUGUUCCCCUCUUUCAAUUUGUGUAUAUAGUUCUAAUAAUAAUUUAUCGUUUCUAUGUUCUUGCACUUUGUUAAAAUGUAUAUAGACUAAUAUUGAAAUAUUAUCUUUAUUCGCAUUA